UGUCUCCGCAGUGCUGCCUGUCUACGAGGAGUGCGUUUGAUUGUUGCAGGGCUCAAUGGCGGACAGAGCAGGAUAGUCGCGUUAGCACCGAGGACAAUAACAUCUCCACUGCGUUUAAUCCCCGGCGUGCCCCGGUCCGCCGCUGCGUGCACCUGGUGCACCGGUAAUUACAUUAAACACAGAGUCUCCGCUGCUGCUUGGUGGUCUGGAGUUCCCGUCCCAAGUUACUCUGUUCACGGUGGCUCACUGAAGGCAGCUAGCUUGCGAGCAAAAUCAUGGGGGACUCUCUCGAGCUGAUAGGGAAGCGUCUCUUUCUGCUCCUCGACGACGGCAGGUCUGCAAAUGGAUCCGAGCCGGAGCAGGCUGCCUGGGCCCGGGACUGGCUGCGGGGCACGGUGCGGGCGGUGAGCGUCAUCGGCCUGGCCGCCCCGGAGGGAGGAGAGGCGACAACAACAAGCCCUGCUGCAGGGCUGACGGUAUUCGUGGAGUUUGAAAAUGUGGUGCAGAGCUGUUCUUGGGUGCAAGUGUAUGACAAGGGGGUAAAAGCACUGUUGGUGGAGGACUCCAUUGUUUGGGCCAAUCGAAGUGAUGGCACUGGGACCGCCGGGGCCCCAACAUCCUCCGCAGCCUGGCCCGCUCUGGUCUUCCGUUCCCUGGUGGACAGAGUGGGUUUAGGAUCGGUUGUUCCUGUGGAGUAUUUUGGAAACAAGAAUUUUGAAUUCUUGUCUGAUAACACAACUUUUCAGAGGUUUGAGGUUGACAAAGACCUGAGACACCCUUUGCUUUUGGAGCAGCCCUCCCUGCAGACUGCCGUCUCCAGCUGGCGUACUGACUUUGAACUGCAGGAGAUCUUCAGGAAGGGUUCCUACACCAUUCAAGGACGCAGGGUUCGUGUGUACCAGCCAGAGUUUGAAGACUACUGGGCCUCAGGACUGGUCUCACAGCACGACCCGAUCUCACACAUCAUGGAGAUUACCUUAGAUAAGGGAGACGAAACCCAGAUGGUAGAUCCUCGUGUGAUACAUGUCAUGCUGGCAGAGGAGGAGAAUGGGCGGCGAAGAAAGGACAGUGAUACAAUGAAGGGUGACAGUGGGCGCAGGCGCAGGACUGCGUCCGAAGGCGAGGAUGACUUGAACUUGAAGCGUUUUAAAGGAGCAGGCGAUACGGCAGCUGAUGGGCAAAGCUGCGGCGACUUCAACAAAACAGCAGUGGAAGGGAUGGGGAUCUGGGGCGGAGACUCCGGCGAAAGGGUCAGCAGCACGACCAAAAACGGAAGCUCGUCAGAAAGAACCUUUCCUCAAGGCAGAGUGUCGGCCCCCAACACUAACUCCUCACUUCAGAUGGACCAAUCGAACGCUACCCCUUCUCGCUUUCCUGCCCAUGUGAAAGAAAACGGUCGCCCACUCUCCACACAAGGUGCAGCAGACUCCACUACCGCCGUUACUCACACUCCCACUCCUCCUCCCCUCAAACCUGCCCCCUCUCCUUUCUCCACCACGUCUUUUCCCUCACUAGGCCAGAUGCCAAGCCUGGUCCCCGGAGCUCCAGCCCCCAAGGCCUCCUCAUCCCCCCAAACCGACCGAGAGGAGGCCUCACAAUCAGCUUAUUCCAAAACAGCUGCUCUUGUUUCCCCGGGCCCUGUCACCAUUUCUUGGUCGCAUGACAGCGGCCCCAGUGUGGCACUCUCUGCGUCUGUGGGUUUUACUCCUAAAGCCCCCACCUGGGGAAGCCAGACUGAGGGCUCCAAAACGGCGUCAGGUUUUCGUAUGCCCCAAACUGGGCCCUCUCAGACCAAUGGAGCUCCUUCCACCACCACAGCCUCCCAGGAUACUCCCAGGCCCUUUGGCUUCGGCUUUGGAGGAGCAAAGAAUGAGACUCAAUCCAAGCAAGACCAAAACUUGUUUAUUCAAUGCAUGACUCAGAAUUCUGGGUCCAGCCCAAGCCUAGCUGCUGGUCAGACCCAGUCCAAGGACACCAAUUAUUUCACCGCAGUGUCUGAGAGCCUGAGUAAGGAGCCCCCAAGCCUUUUCAAGUCCACAGCCUCCACUGAAGGGCAGAAAAAGCAUGAGCAGCCCAAAGUGCCUGAGACCCAUACAGCGGGAAAUGGUGUGCUCAAUAAAUCGUCAUCGACCUUCCAGGGCAUGGCUAGCUCUGCAGGAGGAAGAGGUCCUGGUCUGAGCAUCGGUGGUCUCCCUGCAGCCUCUGGAGCUCAAAGUACUUCUAAGAAGAGCAGUAAUAAUGGGACUUCUGUGGGAGGCUUAGGACUGCAAUCUGGGUUUAAUACUUCAGAUAGCCACCAGAACCUUUUCCUGCAGGCCUCCAAAGAGCCUGCUAAUCCAUUUCUGGCAUAUGGGGACAAAACUGCCCACACCUCCUUUGCUGGCCUCUCAGGGGCCGAGUCACAGACCCUUGGUUCUGCCUCGGACAGCAAGCCAAACCUGUUCACUAUGGCCGAGCCACCUAAGGGGAUUCUGUCUUCCCCUUUCCCAGCACCCUCAGCAGCUGCGUCACCCAGCUCUUCGUCUUCACCAGUACCGACUUCAUCACAGAGGUCACAGAGUGAAGGGACUGUGGCAAAGGAGGAGCAGGAAGUUGGAGAGAUGCCUUCAUCCACCUCAGCAUGCCCCUUGUUUGGGAGCACCGGCCCAGGUGGAAUAGAAGAUGUCCCGGCGUCCUUUGACCAGAGCCAGUCUCAGAAGUUCUCCCUGGAGGACAGGGGCCAAUCGUCCAAACGUGACUCUGGUGACUCCAGCUGCAACAGUGACCUGUCAGACCUGAGUGAGAAUGAAGACGGCCCAGUGAAAGGCCAGAUCCCAGGACGACCACCACUCCCUGUCAAGGAUGCUGCCAUGAUGCAGAAAACUAAGGUCCAGGGGGUAGCUAAGGGCCGUCCACGUAACAAGCCUUUUAAAGUGGGCCAGUCUGUACUGAAAGACCAGAGCAAAGUCCGGCGUCUGAAGCAGUCUGGCGAGUCCUUCCUCCAGGACGGCUCCUGCAUCAAUGUGGCCCCUCACUUGCACAAGUGCCGCGAGUGCCGCCUGGAGCGCUACCGUAAAUAUCGUACUACAGGCGAAGACAGCGACGACGACGACCCAAAUGUGUCCUGUCGGUUCUUCCACUUCAGAAGGUUGGCUUUCACUCGGAAAGGUAUACUGCGUGUAGAAGGCUUCCUGAGUCCGCAGCAGAGCGAUUCCAUGGCCAUGGGUCUGUGGCUACCUGCUCCCGCCGUCCAAGAGGGCCUCGACCUCGAUACAUCCAAGUACAUCCUGGCCAAUGUGGGAGACCAGUUCUGCCAGUUGGUCAUGUCUGAGAAGGAGGCCAUGAUGAUGGUGGAGCCUCACCAGAAAGUGGCAUGGAAACGAGCAGUGCGCGGUGUCAGAGAAAUGUGUGACGUGUGUGAGACCACGCUCUUCAACAUCCACUGGGUGUGUCGUAAGUGUGGCUUUGGAGUGUGUCUGGACUGCUAUCGGCUCCGCAGGAACAGGCCAAGGGAGGAUGUAGAUGAAAGGCCUGAGGAUGAGGUUUUCUCUUGGUUAAAGUGUGCCAAGGGCCAACCUCAUGAGCCACAGAACCUCAUGCCUACACAGAUAAUACCUGGGACAGCUCUUUACAGCAUUGGCGACAUGGUGCACUCGGCGAGAGGCAAGUGGGGUAUUAAGGCCAAUUGUCCUUGCACCAGCCGACACACCAAGUCUCUAGUACGCCCCAGUGCCCCGAAUGGGAUUCCACAGCAGUCUGCAUCAAGCAGUAGUGGCGUCCUCGCUGCGGCUUCGGCUUUUGGCACCACCCCAAAAUCAGAGGGAGAAACAUCAGCAGUCAAAACAGAAACCGCACAAACAGCAGCGCCAUCAGACAGCGGGGGAGGAGAACAUGUUGGCAGUAUCAGUAACUCCACCAGUGGUACAUCCUCCCCCUGUAACCACACCCAGUCCACUGCCAAGGAGUCGCGCUCAGCAGGGGAGGGCAACAGCUCGGCUCUGCACUGGCUGGCAGACUUGGCCACACAGAAAGCCAAGGAUGACACCAAGGAUUCUGGUUCACUCCGCUCCAUGAUGAGUCAAAACAGCCGGCCUCACUUCGGCCUGGACUCACUCAGUGCCCUUUCAAAGCCUUCUGCUUCCAGUCCUAAGCUAUUUAACAGUCUGUUGCUGGGCUCCAGCAUGGCCCAGUCCAAACCCGAGGGCUCCAGUCUCCGGGACCUGCUCAACUCCGGACCGGGGAAACUCCCCCAGGGGCCUGGGGAGAGCGGGGUGCCUUUCCCCUCUGUCUUUACCUCAGCAGGGAGUGACAAGCUGAAGAGCAGCCUCCCGAACUUCCUGGAUCACAUCAUCGCUUCGGUCGUGGAGACCAAGAAGGCAGAAGGCCGCCGGACCGGGGCCUCUGAGGGCGGAGAGCUCGGGGUGUUGGGGGGCCGCAAAGACGGAGUCAUGGGCCUAAGUGUUUUGGAACCACAUACCUCCCACUCCUGGCUCUGUGACGGACGACUCCUCUGCCUACAGGACCCCAGCAACAGCAACAACUGGAAGAUCUUCAGAGAGUGCUGGAAGCAGGGACAACCGGUGUUGGUGUCGGGGAUACAUAAACGGCUGAAAGAGAAUUUGUGGCGGCCUGAUGCUUUCAGUAGGGAGUUUGGUGACCAGGAUGUGGACCUGGUCAACUGUAGAAACUGUGCUAUCAUCUCUGAUGUGAAGGUACGAGACUUCUGGGACGGCUUCGAGAUCAUCUCCAAGCGACUGCAAGACACUGAGGGCCAUCCCAUGGUAUUAAAGUUAAAGGAUUGGCCUCCAGGUGAAGACUUUAGGGACAUGAUGCCCACAAGGUUUGAUGAUCUGAUGGAUAACCUCCCUUUGCCCGAGUACACAAAAAGAGACGGCCGUUUAAACCUCGCCGCCCGUCUGCCCAACUUUUUUGUGCGUCCUGAUCUUGGACCUAAGAUGUACAACGCCUAUGGCUUGACCUCCUCUGAAGACAGGAAGGUGGGAACCACGAAUCUCCAUCUGGAUGUCUCUGAUGCCGUUAACGUCAUGGUCUAUGUUGGCAUCCCUCAAAUAGAGGGAGACCCGGGGAAAGAGGCAGAUAUCAAUGGACGCAAAGAGGUCAUGACCACCAUCGAGGAGGGCGAUGUGGAUGAAAUGACCAAGAGGAGGGUGUACGAGCAACAGGAGAAACCUGGAGCUCUCUGGCACAUCUACGCUGCGAAGGAUGCAGAGAAGAUCAGAGAGCUGCUCCGCAAGGUGGGAGAGGAGCAGGGUCAAGAGAACCCUCCAGACCACGACCCCAUUCACGACCAGAGCUGGUACCUGGACCAGGUGCUCCGCCGCAGGCUCUAUGAAGAAUACGGCGUCCAGGGUUGGGCCAUUGUGCAGUUCUUAGGAGAUGCCGUGUUUAUCCCUGCUGGAGCGCCACACCAGGUGCACAACCUGUACAGCUGUAUCAAGGUGGCAGAGGACUUUGUGUCUCCUGAGCACGUGAAGCACUGUUUCAGACUGACCCAGGAGUUCAGACACCUGUCCACUACUCAUACAAACCACGAAGACAAGCUACAGGUGAAGAACAUCAUCUUUCAUGCAGUGAAGGACGCUGUUGGGACACUGAAGGCCCAUGAACCUAGACGCCCUUAGUUCCUCUCACUCAACGCUGUCCCAAAAACAACCACUCUACACACACACACACACACACACACACACACACCUACACACAUACAUACACACACACACACACACACACACACACACACACACACACACACACACACACACACACACACACACACACACACACACACACACACACACACACACACACACACCACAUAAGUACAGGCUGUAUGUUUUUUGGGGCAGUGAAUGUCAGGGUUAGGGGAAAAAUAACAUUUGAUUUGGGGAGGGAUUAGACGGCGAUGGGCUUGUCAGCAACAUGAUGAAGGAAGCCCUUUAACGCUGUAACGCAGUUUGCUUAAACUCUAGUGGUUUUCCAAUUAUUAUUAUUUUGAUUAACUCUGUAUUUAAGGUCAGUUUUUUCUGUUUGGUUGUUUUCAUUGUAUAUGUAAGAUGUGGGAGUUAGGGAGGUAACAGCUGACUUUACGAUGGAGCAGAGGUUCAGCUAACAUUUAAGUGACUGACAAAACGUGAGUACUGGGCUAACUUUCCAAUAAAGAUGACGCUGAAAUAUCUUAAAUAGGAGCAAGGUUAACCUGUUUUUAUAUAAUUUUUGUUUUCAAACAGCUGAUUGCUCCUGCCCUCUGUGGCUGAAACUAAUUUACGAAGCAGCAAGUGAGGGGAAGCAGACCAAAGUUUUGUAUUUUUGUUUUCUUAUUUCACUUUUAGAGGAAGUCGUUUUUUCUUUUUAUUCACCACAAGGCAAUGAUCGGAAGAGAUAGGGCAGGUUUGAUUUAUUUAGUUGAAGUUGUUGGGUCACCUAUAAUUGUCCCAUGGGUUGAAUUGAACAGCAGACCUCCAACAACUUUGUUUAAGAAUCACAAUUGCAGCAGAAACGAACUACUGGCCACUAACAUUGUAUCAAUAUAUAUAUAUAUAUAUAUAUAUUGAUCUUAGCAGUCUGUUUUGAUUUUUCACAAUAAAGUUUACAAAAACUA
This is a messenger RNA of Gymnodraco acuticeps, 6595 nucleotides long. It is a transcript of the gene kdm3b, whose product is annotated as lysine (K)-specific demethylase 3B. NCBI's taxonomy places the organism in Eukaryota, Metazoa, Chordata, Actinopteri, Perciformes, Bathydraconidae. Gene Ontology annotation, molecular function: histone H3K9 demethylase activity; chromatin DNA binding; transcription coregulator activity. Gene Ontology annotation, biological process: regulation of transcription by RNA polymerase II. The transcript is spliced from 25 exons. Gene Ontology annotation, cellular component: histone deacetylase complex; chromatin. The record is from RefSeq and is a predicted model, not a curated record. The coding region runs from base 276 to 5621 and encodes 1781 amino acids.